UGAGGUGACUGCUGGUGCCUUGGAAAUCUGGAGAACUCUGCCGGAGAAAAUCAGGCAAGAUCCGAGUUUAGCCAGUUUUCGACAGGAGCAUGAGAGACUGGGACUUGGAGAUGUUUGCGAUGAAAUUGAUCCGCUUCCCAAUGAUGAUAAUCCAAACGAAGAAGAGGAAGAUAGGUUGGAAAAUGAAAAUUCUGGUAGGAAGAUGGAUUACCUUUCCAUAAAUGUAGCAACUGUUGCGUCUAGGCCAAAUAAUGGGCAAAAAGCACAAUUUUCUGCACCCGCAAAUAGAGAUGCUUCUACUGUUGAAGGAGAUUUGGAUCAAGACACAGAUGAAGUUACUGGUCACAGAAAGCUGAAACCUUGGAUAAAAUCUUUAAAAAUAGGCCUAUUACUGGGAUGUUGGUUAUUGUUCACCGCAAUACUGAUGACGAAAAAUGAAAGAGUUGAAACUCUUAAGCAAAUAUCAAUUCCAGUAGGAAAAGUUCGCAGUUUCAUUUUGCCAGAGAGAUUGAAUGGUGCCAGAUUACAAAUAGAACUAUCAGGAGCAUUUUUACCUGAGCAUUAUGGAAAUUUGUCGAUUAAUUAUAUUGAACUAUGGUUGGAAAUUUUGGAGGUUUCUCAAAGUGUGGAUCCUGCAAAUGCAUCUCACUUGAAAAAGCACGAAGUUCUAUACAUACAUAACAUUUCCGAUGCGUCUUUCUGGCGCCUGCCAAUAGUCUCCGAAGAUCUGUUCGAUAUUGUGCCAGAACUUACCAGAAGGCGCGUCUUCACUUUGGGAAGUUACCCGUCCAGGAAGAUCCCAGACAGCGUCGCCCGUGUUCGAAUGCGCACCAAUGCCGAGGCCAAUUUUCCUCUCAGCAUCGGAUACGAUGUCAGCCCCAUCGACAUGGAUGAUGGAGUUAUUUACGCCGCUGUUGUUCUUUUGGGGCUAUAUAUUUUGAUUGUGUUUGAGAUUGUUCAUCGUACAUUUGCUGCAAUUUUGGCAUCAACAAUGAGCGUUGCUAUUUUAGCAGCAUUGAAUGAAAGGCCAACAAUGUCGGAGUUGAUUUCUUGGAUUGAUGUAGAAACCCUUCUUUUGCUUUUCUCAAUGAUGGUUUUGGUCGCAAUCUUCUCAGAAACCGGUAUUUUUGACUUUUUGGCAGUUUACGCAUACAAGAUCACAUCUGGAAGAAUAUGGCCAUUGAUUAACUGUUUAUGUCUCUUCACGGCGAUAAUGAGUUCUUUCUUGGAUAAUGUCACAACCGUCCUGCUUAUGACACCGGUUACGAUAAGGUUAUGUGAAGUCAUGGAGCUAAAUCCGGUACCCAUCUUGAUGUCCAUGAUAAUUUACUCAAAUAUUGGCGGAGCUUUGACACCAGUUGGCGAUCCUCCAAAUGUUAUUAUCGCUUCUAACAGUCACAUUUCACAGAAUGGCGUUAACUUCACUACUUUCACUAUGCACAUGGCAAUCGGAGUACUACUAGUUAUGGUCCAAACGUAUUUCCAAUUAAGAUUGAAGUUUAGGAACAUCAACAAUUUGAGAUUUUCUGAACCUCACGAUGUUCAAGAGUUGAGACAUGAGAUUGCAGUCUGGCAAAGAGCAGCAGCUUCGCUAUCCAGUUACUCAAAAGACGAAGAUUUGGUCAGAGAAACAUUAACCAAAAAAGUACAAAGAUUAUUAGCUCAAUUGAAGAAAAAAUUGCUCAGUGGCAGUGUACCAUUUGAAAGCUACAAAGCUAACCUUGAAGAAUUGCAGCAGAAGUAUCCAAUUCGUAACAAGGUAUUACUUGUCAAGUCAGGCAUAACUCUUGUAUUUGUCAUCAGUUUCUUCUUCCUGCACUCAGUACCUGAACUGCAAAGAUUGUCUUUGGGCUGGACAGCUUUGUUAGGAGCACUACUUUUGCUAAUUUUGGCAGAUAGGGAAGAUAUGGAGUCAGUCUUGGCAAGAGUAGAAUGGACAACGUUACUUUUCUUCGCUGCCUUAUUUGUUCUUAUGGAGGCGCUUUCAAAACUGGGUCUGAUUGAUUGGAUAGGAAAACAAACUGAAGCAGUCAUUCUUUCAGUAUCUGAAGAAUCAAGAUUGGCAGUAGCGAUAUUGUUAAUACUUUGGGUUUCUGCCAUCGCUUCUGCAUUCGUCGACAACAUUCCUCUAACGACAAUGAUGGUCAAAAUCGCGAUCUCUUUAGCGGAAAAUGAAGAAUUAGGCUUACCAUUGCAACCUUUAGUUUGGGCACUCGCUUUCGGUGCUUGCUUGGGAGGCAAUGGAACAUUAAUUGGAGCUUCGGCUAAUGUGGUUUGUGCGGGUGUAGCCGAACAACAUGGUUAUAGAUUUACAUUUGUCGAGUAUUUCAAGGUCGGUUUUCCAGUUAUGAUCGGCAGCAUACUAGUAACCACCGUGUACCUUAUGAUCGCCCACGUCGCCUUGCAAUGGCAUUGAUGUCACAUGUACCUGAAAUUACAAUUAGGUUUUAUGAAAUAUUGUUUAUAAUUUAAGACACCCAAUAUUAAUGCAAUAAUUGCAAACAUGAGUAACGCACAUUUAAUGAGAAUUGCAUUUGAUUCACUAUUAAAUACAGAUUUUGACAAGCAUUAGAAAAGAAAACUAUGUUUUGAAUAAGUUUAUGAACAUGAAUUUAUAUAGUAUUCGAAACAUGUUUCAAUAAAUUUAUCAAAUACGCUUUAGGUGAAAUAGCAUAUUUUUAUGAGUAUAGUGUAUAUUUUCUAAAACAA
Messenger RNA from Ctenocephalides felis (cat flea), 2709 nucleotides. RefSeq names its product P protein-like. Lineage: Eukaryota; Metazoa; Arthropoda; Insecta; Siphonaptera; Pulicidae. The annotation marks the transcript as partial. The record is from RefSeq and is a predicted model, not a curated record. Gene Ontology annotation, cellular component: membrane. The transcript is spliced from 17 exons. Gene Ontology annotation, biological process: transmembrane transport.